Molecule: messenger RNA, 2470 nt
Organism: Marmota monax (woodchuck)
Lineage: Eukaryota; Metazoa; Chordata; Mammalia; Rodentia; Sciuridae
Exons: 5
Coding region: 1-936 (311 amino acids)
Source: RefSeq, a predicted model, not a curated record
AUGUGGGGGAGCCACCUCUGCCUGGUGUCCCCUGCAAUCCUCGUCUUCACGCUCCUGCGUUUCCGUGCAACGUGGCUGCUCCUCAGUCUCGCCCCCCAGGAGGAAGCUUCUGGAGGUGGCUCCCCCCUCAGCACCUACAGCCAGCCCCUCUCCUUCCAGAUAUGCCAGCUGCCUGCAGCCCCUGAGCCCGUGGGCAUCAACAAACGCACAAACAGAAGUGGGAAACUCAGCAGGGCUUGCGGGGACGGCUCGGCUCUGUCUUGCAACUUGGGUCAAGAUGAGUCGGCGGCUGGGAGCCAGGGACUGUCACAGGGCCAACUCAAAAUUCAAUCAAAACGAGGGUGUUUCCAGGUGAGUCACCUGGGGGGCCCACGGCGCAGCCCGCGGUGGCAGGGGUCAGUGGUGGGUAGCCGAGGAAAGCUGGGAACAGAGACGGACACGCAGUGUGAGUGUGGCCACCACCAGCAGCGGCAGACGCGGUGUGCGCCCUCUGCGGAGGCUCACGACACCCGGAGGUGGCAGAGGACUCCAAGCACAACGGGAGGCCGGGUGAGUGUCUUCCGCUCUUGGUCUUUCCACAUACCGUCCUGUUGCCCUGGGGCCCAUGAGCCCUGCUGCCUGCCUGGGCGUCCUCCUGCCUUGGCUGGGCCUGUCCCUGCGCCCGCCCAGGCCUGCCGGGGCAGCCUCGCGGUGGGGAGCCUGGAGUGCUCGCGGAAAUGUCCCUGGAAUCUGGGAAACUUCUCAUCAGCUCAGGGUCAAGCUAACCACAGACCCUGGCCAGGUCGUCCCCAGGGGCUGGCGAGCACCUCCUCAGACUGGACGCCGUCCUCUCUGCCGGAGAUGCAGAAACGUCAAGCGUGUGAGAUGAGGGUCGCCCAGGCCACCUCUGCUGCCUCUCUGUUGCAUCUGAUGACACUUGACAUGCUCCACGCCUGAGCACUGAUCCGGAACCAGAGGCUCCCAGGAGGCCAGGGACAUCUGGCUGCACCGCGUUGGCCUUCGCGGGUGCUUGGACGCAGCCCCAGGGCCGGGCAGUGCUCUGAUCUGCCGGCCGGGCGCCCCGAGAGCCAGAUCCAGCAACUUCAGGACUCAAAUAACUGAAGACCAGGAUCUGGGCUGCCGCGUGGCUCAAGCCGCGAGCCUGAGCCAGGGGCGUUUGUGGGGAGCAGAGUGGGCUGCCAAGGGUUCCCCACUUAGGACACUUGUUCCUGAGCCCCUCGGCGGGCAGGAGGUGGCAUCUGGGGAGGUCCAGUGACCUGCGCAUCAGGGAGCCGCAGAUUGGGUUUGGCCAGGGCCUGCUGCCCGCGCUCCUGGGUGCCCGGCUCACUCCCGCUGCCCGUCGCCUCCCUCUCCAUCCUGGCUCCCGUCUUCCAUUCACGAAUUCAUAUUUGAAAUUCAAAACCUGCAGAUGGGGAGCGAAGGCAGAGGACAGUGCAGACAGCUGCCCAGGCCGGCCUCUCUCGCUGCAGGGACCGGGCCCUCCUUUCCAGAGGCGAAGCCAGCCGUGCCGGGAGCGAGCCGGGUCCUGGAGUGCGUGCAAGACCCUGGUCUCUUCUGACCAGCUCCUCCUAGACCCCAGGCAGCGGCCAGGCCCUGGCCUGCCCUCGCCCCUCCCCCGACAGCCUUUGGAGACUGUGCGCUCCUCCCAAGAGCGCUGCCGCUUUGCCUGAGCCUAGAGCUGCACUGCCCCCUCCUCUUGACCAGAGCCGUCGGCUCUCGGCCUCCAGUGCACACGGGUGGACACGCUGUGUGCCUUUGCCCAGCUUGUCAGUGCCCUGGGCCUGCAUGAUCCCCAGAGGGAGGACAGCUGCUCCCAGGCCAGAGGUGUCAUCUGACUGCCGCCAGGGGACAGUGCCUGCUGGGGGCCCCCAGCGCUCAUUCCCCUGGGGAGACGUUGAGUCCACUUGGCUCCCAGUUGGCUUCAGAAUCCGGCUUUCUCAGCCCCUGGCCCUGGGACUUGAGCCCUUCGCUAGAGACACUAUUAGAAAAAGAAAGAAAAACAGACGACCCUUCAAACACGGCAGGGAGGGCAGAGGGAGCCCGAGACCAGGAGCCCGCUCCUCCGACCCGACCCUCUGCCAGAGCCCCCGAGCGCCGAGUGGUGCCUCCCUGGCAAGACCAGAAGCAGCAGCGGUUGGCAUGAGCCCUGGCCUGCUCAGUCCCCAGGUCACCAGGAGGGGUUGUGUCCCCUCCACUCUCCCACCCAGCCAGGAAGCCAGCUCCCAUCAUUGUCGCUGAGAUUCACAGACGAGAUGGGACGUCACAGGUACUUCGUCCAGAGCAGAACCUGCCUCCCAGGCAAGGCCACUGUGCCCAGUCGGCCGGGCCAGAGCCCAGCCAGACUCGGGAGCUGGGGCCUGAGCCCGCUGUCACUUCCGAGCCUGGCCAUGGCGACCGACCGCGAACCGCCCUGCCGAGCCCACCCCACUCACAUGGUUUGACUGAUCUAAAAAUUAUUUAUAGACCUGAA